ACACAAUAGCAAUUUAAAAAAAACACGUGUCAUCUUUUCGCUCUCUCUCUCUCUCUCUCUCUUUUAUUUUCACGUUUAGAAAAAUAAAAUGCAACUUCCUACACUAUUACGCGAACCAGCGGUUGCAGUGAUUGGUGAAACGUGUGUUUCUUCCUUGUUAGAAAACUUUAAUUUUCAUGAUGUAGAGUGUAUCAAGUACUCUGUCUCCAAGGGCUUGGGACUGGGUAUUGUCUUGGGUGGUUCGAUUGUCAAGAUUCCUCAAAUCCUUACGAUUGUCAAAAACGGUUCAGCCCAAGGGUUAUCGACCACCUCUUACCUAUUAGAGACACUCUCUUAUUUUAUUACGCUUUCUUACAACUUGCGACAGGGGAACCCUUUCUCCACAUUUGGAGAGAUUUUGUUUAUUUGCAUUCAAAAUAUCGUGAUCUUGUCUCUUAUCUUUUAUUACGGUGGUAAAGGAUCCCUCUUGGUGGGUACGUUGGUAGGUUUGGUAAGCUUAUUUUAUUCAUUAAACAAUGAGGAAUGGGUACCUCAGGUCUUGAUGAGUUCUCUGUAUGCUGCCACCAUUCCUUUGUCGUUGGCAAGUAAAGUACCUCAAAUCUAUACCAACUUUAGAAACAAGUCCACGGGUCAAUUGUCUGUGUUUACUGUGGUGAAUUAUUUUGCUGGAAGUGCUGCUCGUGUCUUUACUACCAUGACUGAGUUGGAUGAUACACUCAUGUUAUUUGGUAAUGCCUUGGCUACCACUUUCAAUGCCAUUUUGGUUUUGCAAGUCAUUGCCUAUUGGGGUAAUAAGCCCACGGCUAAACCCACCACCAAACUGGAUUGAUUGAUUGAUUGAGCAAAAAAAAAAAAAUUAAAUAAAUGUCAUUGGAUAAAAGUUUUUUUAACUGUGAA
This is a messenger RNA of Mucor mucedo, 897 nucleotides long. RefSeq lists its product as uncharacterized. The transcript has a single exon. The record is from RefSeq and is a predicted model, not a curated record. The coding region runs from base 89 to 829 and encodes 246 amino acids. NCBI's taxonomy places the organism in Eukaryota, Fungi, Mucoromycota, Mucoromycetes, Mucorales, Mucoraceae.